AUGAAAAAUAUACAAGGAUAUAAAUUAAGAUCACCGGUUAAACAGGAUUCACCAAGAUCUUUUACUUAUAUAAAUAAAAUGGGGCAGAAAAUUACAGUUGAAAUUAGUUAUCAUGCAACCAGUGGAUCAAUAUUUACACAUGUUACUUAUUCAUAUCCAUAUGGUAAAUCAUUAUGGUGUAUUAUGGUACCAUAUAGUGAUGAAAUACCACGUUCAUUAUAUUUUUUAUUACCAUUUCAAAUUGAAGUUUGUUUAACAAAUAUAUUAUUUAUCGGUUCAUUAGAUUCUAUUAAGAAAAAUCCAAAAAUAUAUGAUUUUUAUAUAAAAAGUCUUGAAACUUUAACUGGUUUUAUAAUAUCAAAUUUUUAUUUAGCAUUUUUAUCAAGUUUUCUAUCAGUAACAAUAUUUUUACCACAAAUAACAAAUUGGGAUUUAUUAGAAAAAUCAAAAUUAAAAAUACAAAUUAUUGAUUAUGAAUUAGAUCAAUAUUAUUCAACAGAACCGGAUAUACCAAAAUUUUUAAAUAAAAUGUUUAUGAAAGUUGAUCGGGAUAUAUUUGCAAAAAAUCGUAAUGAUUUAAAUAAAUCAUAUGCAUAUACAACAAGUACACAAGCUGCUAAUUUUUUAUUAGAACAACAAAAAUUCUCUAAACGUCCAUUAUUUCGUAAUCCAGAUUUUUGUUUAAGUGAUGAUCUUUUAGCAUUUCCAAUUAAAUCGGAUACACCAUUUUAUGAACCAUUUAAAUUAUUUACUAUGAAUAUAUUAGAAUAUGGUUUACAACAAUAUUGGGAAUUACAAAGUUAUAAUGAAGCAUUUGAAGCAAAUAUUUUAAAAGUGAUUAAACAAGAAACCUUACAUAGACAAAAAUUACAAUUUCAACAUUUUACAUCAGCAUGGAUUUGUUUAAUGAUAGGAUAUACAAUAAGUGGAAUAUGUUUUAUUUUGGAACGUUACCUAUUAAGUCGUAAAUGUAGAGGAAAAUAA
Condylostylus longicornis is the source of this 984-nucleotide messenger RNA. RefSeq lists its product as uncharacterized. Lineage: Eukaryota; Metazoa; Arthropoda; Insecta; Diptera; Dolichopodidae. The record is from RefSeq and is a predicted model, not a curated record. The coding region runs from base 1 to 984 and encodes 327 amino acids. The transcript has 3 exons.